CCCAGCCAGCUCUUCCUGCCCGGGGACAGGAGGGGACAGGAGGGGACAGCCAGGAGGGGACCCUGAGCUGUGGAGAACGGGGCGGGGGGUGGCUCGGCAGGCCGGGACCUGCCCCGCCGGGCCGUUCCCGGAGCCGUGAAGCAACAGGAGGGCUGGCUGGGAACCAUGGCCGAGUGCACGGAGCUGGAAUGGGCCGUGCAGGUGCUGGUGAACAACUUCGACAAGUACUCGAGCCGCUGCUGCUGCUGCAAGAACCCGCGGCGCAUCAGCAAGAAGGAUUUUCGGAAGAUGCUCAGCCGGGAGCUCAACCACAUGCUGACCGACACCGGGAACCGCCGCGCCGCCGACAAGCUCAUCUGCGACCUGGAUGAGAACAAGGACGGGCGCAUCAGCUUCGAGGAGUACUGGACCUUGAUAGGCGGCAUCGCCAGCCCCAUCGCGCAGAUCAUCCGCCAGCAGGAGCAGAGUGUCAAACACACCAAGUAGCCGCUGCUGGAUCCAUCCCGGACCCCCCCGGACCCCUCCCCGCUCCUCCACGAACCCCGCUUUGUGCCCGCCCCGAGCCUCCGGACCCCGAGGUCCCCACGAGUAGAACGGGGCAGGGGCGGGCAGCCCCCGCGGGUGGGAUUUGGGGGGCAAAGCUGUGGCAGCCUCGGGGGGGUUCCUCCUUGUUCUGCCCCCCUCCUCUCAGAGGAAGAGGCUCCCGCUGCUCUGGGACGGGAAUUCUGUCUGUCCUCAGCGCUGCGCCGGCAGAAAUCCCAGCACGGGCAGCCCCCCCUCUGCCCUUGAGGCUCGCCCCCAAACUGGGGGGGUCUCCUUGAGCAAAGGGAGCUUUUCCCCCUGCCCGGGGGGCGGCGCGGUCCCGGCCGGGUGCCACACCGUUGUUAUUUAUUGCAGCAAUAAAGUUCGGAGGAGCA
This is a messenger RNA of Pyrgilauda ruficollis (rufous-necked snowfinch), 917 nucleotides long. RefSeq names its product S100 calcium binding protein A16 (gene S100A16). Gene Ontology annotation, cellular component: nucleus; perinuclear region of cytoplasm. NCBI's taxonomy places the organism in Eukaryota, Metazoa, Chordata, Aves, Passeriformes, Passeridae. Bases 166 to 486 code for a protein of 106 amino acids. The transcript has 3 exons. Gene Ontology annotation, molecular function: calcium ion binding. The record is from RefSeq and is a predicted model, not a curated record.